AUGGGUCUACUUGAUUCAUUAAUUGAAUGGCUUGGCCUUCGUAAACGUCAAGUUAAUGUAUUAGUUGUUGGCCUUGAUAAUAGUGGUAAAACUUCACUUUUAAAUUAUCUUUUACCACAUGAAAAUCAAUCAAAUAAUAUUGUACCAACAGUUGGUUUUAAUCUUGAACAUUUUUCAUGUAAAGGACUUUCAUUUACAGCAUUUGAUAUGAGCGGACAAAGUCGUUAUAGAACAUUAUGGGCAAAUUAUUAUCAUACAGCAAAUGGUAUUAUAUUUGUUGUUGAUAGUUCAGAUAAAACACGUAUACUUAUUGCUCGUGAAGAACUUCAACAAUUACUUUCGCAUCAUGAUAUAUCAUCAAGUAAUAUACCAAUAUUAAUAUUUGCAAAUAAAAUGGAUAUACGUGAUGCUUUAUCAGAUGUUGGUGUAUCAUCAGCAUUAGGUCUUGAUGCUAUUAUAAAUAAAUCAUGGCAUAUAUGUUCUAGUAAUGCACUUAAAGGUGACGGUGUAGCUGAUGGAUUUGAAUGGUUAUGUUCAGCUAUUAAAACUUCACUUGGACAAACCCGGUGA
This is a messenger RNA of Rotaria sp. Silwood2, 570 nucleotides long. The record is from the annotation of a GenBank genome assembly. Lineage: Eukaryota; Metazoa; Rotifera; Eurotatoria; Philodinida; Philodinidae.